UUGCGCCUUCCACAGGCACUCCGGUUCCACGGAGUGGGCCUUCCACGGUCCGCGGCAGGGAAGAUCUGCAAUGGACGUUGUGCCCGGACGUAAACUGUCUGGUGAAACGACUGCCGCGGGUCGGCGGGACGAUGUGCCCGUGGUUGAUCACAAGGACAAGUUCUGGAUGUUGGACUGGGUGGGGGAGAUCGGAGAACCAUCGAGUGGCCUUGUUCUAUACGUGGUCAUAAAAGAAAAUAUUGUGCAGGUUGGCGGCCUGGUGAGGUGGAGUGGACAACAUGCACCGUCUGCAAUGUUCGAGUUGACGAAGGUCCUGAAUGGAAGAGGGGAAAGGAUGUCGAAUGUUAAACACGUCGCUCUUCGAUGGGCCAAACACGCAGGAUAUGGCAAGUCGCUCGUUGAUGUAUUCAACACACCACCCAGUACGGAAGUGAAGUUGCCUAACCUCGUCGACGUCCUCGGGUUUUUCGACAGUAAUGUGAUCGCUGGCGUAGAGCCGGUUGUGCAUCCAGAAGACCGCAUAUCGGAGCCUAAAUGCGUGCUUUCGAAAACCGUGGAGACUGGGCCUUCAAUCACGAUCAGCGACACACCGCCGACUCCGAAAGCUGGGCAGAUUGGAGAGAAGGGUCCGUACUGUGGACUGGUCGUGCCGUCAGCCCCUGUGAAGUCCAGGCCAACGACAACCAAAGCAUCAGUUGCCUUGGGCAGCCAACCGCGCUAUGUAGCAGCUACCAAGGGACCUCUCCCUUUGGUGAGCCGGCAGCGCUGCGACUACACUGCGCCAAGCCGCGCAGAGAAAGCCCGUGAAUAUUUUGAAGAUGAUGAUGACGAGAACAGCGAGGAAUAUUCGGAACGAGCAGAAGGACAGGAACAGUAUGCGGUGGGUGUCGGUGGCAUGACGAGGCGCUAUGGGGAAACAAGUAAAGUGGUUGGACAGGAUGACGACACUGAGCACACUAUCAGCGAAUUGGGUAGAGAGGUUGGUCUGGCAGGGGGACUCGGAUAUGGGGGCAACGACGAAGGAUGUGAGGGGGAUGUGCAUCCAACACGAGGGAGGGUGCACCACGAGACAGUGGUUGUGACUGCGCAUACAAAUGCUGCAGGGCUUGCCGAGCGAAAGAGGAAGCACACGCAGGAGAGGAGAAGUGUUUUGGAUAGCAAACGGAGUAAGCAGGAAGCGGGUCAAAAAAGACAAUUGAAAUUAUUGUCCGUGGAUGAGGCGGUCCAGUGCACACGGGAGACUGAGGCGGCCACGAAGAAAAAGCAGCAGCCAAAGAAAAAAACGGCAAAGGGUGGUGUUAUGGAAAAGACUUCCGUUUUUCCUGCGGAACAACCACAAUCGGAUGAAGAGGUUGCAGGCAAGACAGUUACUAGGCCGCCAAGUUUGCGAAAUGUACCAUCGGAUGCUUCUUCUGGUGUCCUCAGCAAAGGCUUCUUCCUUGAGUUGGACGAGCAUGGGAACCAGUGUCCAGACAUGGAAUUCAUUUUUGUCAAGUUCGACAGAAUUCUGGAUAUCCCCGACGGGGAAUUCAGAUACAAUCAACGCUAUCUUGUGCAGCAGACGAUUGAUGACAUUUAUGACGCAAUGGUUGCAUCGGGUGAGGCUGCUAUCAGAGAGAGAACGACUGGAGCUGCUGGUGUAAAUGUUUGUGCAUUGUAUGAAAAGCCUGUCCUUUUGUUGGUUGCCCUCCGUGAUACAAUGCAUACUGACGCUUCAGGGAGGAUUGUGAGAGCAAGGAGGGUGCUGCCCGAUGAAUUCGACCUCGGCUCUGUGAACAAGUACUACUACUACCCUCUGUGCGGUCCGCAUAACGUGGCGGCGGCAAGAAGGUGUUUUGUUGAACGCCCUGACAUCGCACAAGAGCUCUGAUUGGAUCGCUGGACUGCGAGGCCUGUUUAUUAUCCGGAUAAGAGCAUGAACAAUU
This is a messenger RNA of Chara braunii, 1925 nucleotides long. Lineage: Eukaryota; Viridiplantae; Streptophyta; Charophyceae; Charales; Characeae. The record is from the annotation of a GenBank genome assembly.